This is a messenger RNA of Scomber japonicus (chub mackerel), 2519 nucleotides long. RefSeq names its product N-glycanase 1 (gene ngly1). Gene Ontology annotation, biological process: protein deglycosylation; glycoprotein catabolic process; protein quality control for misfolded or incompletely synthesized proteins. Lineage: Eukaryota; Metazoa; Chordata; Actinopteri; Scombriformes; Scombridae. The record is from RefSeq and is a predicted model, not a curated record. The transcript is spliced from 12 exons. Bases 80 to 2014 code for a protein of 644 amino acids. Gene Ontology annotation, cellular component: cytoplasm; nucleus; cytosol. Gene Ontology annotation, molecular function: peptide-N4-(N-acetyl-beta-glucosaminyl)asparagine amidase activity.
CACCUCCUUAGCCACAGAAGCAUUAUUAGCAUUGAUGAUAAUAGUGUAAGUUAUUUCGGUUUGCUUUAGAAAUAGCAACAUGGCUGCUUCAUCGGCAGUUACGACACUGUGUGAGAAUUCUAACGAAGUCUUCUUAGACGUCGCCAAGUUGUUACUGACGUACGCCGACAAUAUAUUAAGGAAUCCCAAUGAGGAGAAGUACAGAUCGAUCCGUAUAGGCAAUCCCACUUUUUCCACCAAGCUGCUGCCCAUCAAAGGUGCUGUGGAAUGCCUCUUCGAGAUGGGAUUUGAGGAGGCUGAGACCCACCUGGUCUUCCCCAAGUCUGCAUCAGUGGAUCAGCUGAGGCUCAUCAGGGAAUCUAUAGCUGCAGAAAGGGAUCAGAGACUACGUGGAGGUCAGUCUGUCCAACCCGCUGCUCGGCCUCUUGCGGCCUCGGCCUCUACCUCUACCUCAGCUUCAGCUUCAGCUCCGCAAAGCUCUGCUGCCUCCAGCCAGCCGGUUGCAUCACCUCCAGCACAACCUUCGUCCUUGGAGAACAGCAUGAGCUUCUUUGUGACUCUCCAGUCCAACUUCCAGCAUGUGAUGAUGUAUGAAAGUCCUGAGCUGCAGCAGAAAGCCCGCAGCCACAUCCCCCACCUGCAGCUGUCCUCUGCUGCUGAACUGAAGCUGAAGGAGGUUACAGAGGUCGACCCAGAAUGUAAACUUGGAAGGGAGGACUUCUUGGUGCUGGAGUUGCUGCGAUGGUUUAAACAGGACUUCUUCUCCUGGGUGGACUGUCUGCCCUGUAGCCGCUGCGGAGGCAAGACCCAGAACAAUGGCUCCCUCAGUCCCAGCACGGACGACCUCCGCUGGGGAGCCCAGCGAGUGGAGAACCACUACUGUCAGAGCUGCCAGCUCUCCACCAGAUUCCCCAGGUACAACAAUCCUGAGAAGCUGCUAGAAACCAGGAGGGGGCGCUGUGGGGAGUGGGCCAACUGUUUCACCCUUUGCUGCAGAGCCAUGGGCCUUGAGGCCAGGUACAUCUGGGACAGCACAGAUCACGUGUGGACAGAGAUUUACUCGACCUCUCAGCGUCGCUGGCUGCACUGUGACUCGUGUGAGAACGCCUGUGAUAAACCUCUGCUGUAUGAGGCUGGCUGGGGGAAGAAACUGGCCUACAUUCUGGCUUUCUCUAAGGACCAGGUAGUUGAUGUGACGUGGAGAUAUUCCUGCAAACAUCCAGAGGUUUUGUCAAGAAGGACCAAGGUUCAGGAGGCCUGGCUACUGCACACUAUCAAUGGGCUCAAUGCAUCUAGGCAGCAGUCCCUGACUCCAGACAGGAAGAAGGAGCUGACGGAGCAGCUGCUGGUGGAGCUGGUGGAGUUCAUUUCCCCGAAGAAGCCAAAAGCAGGCGAGCUUGGGGGACGCAACUCUGGGUCUAUGGCCUGGAGGUUAGCGAGGGGGGAGACCAAAGGGGCUGAUACAGUGACACAGGCUCCAGGUUAUGUGUUUACUCCCACUGAGAAAGAGAAGAGUGACAGAUUACUUCACGUGCGCUACAACGCCACCAAAGACCAAUACUGCCGAGUGUCCAGCAACUCUGAGGUCACUGAGAGCUGGGAUCAGUGUGUGUGGAAGAAGGAGUCAGUGUUCAGGAAGAUGGAGAAUGACUGGAAGAUGGUGUACAUCUCUCGAACAGAAGGCUCCUCUAUGGGAAGAAUCAGCUGGAGGUUUGACUUGGCUCCAGCGGGAAUGAUGAUAAAGUCUGUCUCCAUCAUGGCCAAAAGCCAGACCUUCCACUCUGGGAAAGUCUGCUGGCACUUGCAGGCAGGCCAGAUUACUACAGAGUUCUCUGGAGACGGGAGGAUGCAGUCAUUCCAGACUCUAGGUGGCUCCUCAGAGUUCCUCGUUAUAGCAGAACUCAGCGGUGGGGAAGGCGAUUCAUCAUGGCAGCACUCUCAGCUCUUCAGACAGAGCUUGAAUGAGACGGAGGAAACUUCGUUCGAGAUCCUCGUCCACCUACAAGAUGCUUAACAGUUGUUUUACUCAUCAAGAUGGGACCCCUACUUUUUUUUCACUGUUCAAUGCUCUGACAAGUUCAGGGAUAAUUGUUUGGGUGAUAGUUUCUGUUCUAAAAAAUUAACGUUUGAUGACAAAUCAGUGCAAUAUUUAAAUGUGUGUCAGUCCUCCAGAAGGGUUAAAUAUGCAUGGACUAGUGAUAGAUUAAUUAAGACAUAAAAUUUGUACUUUAUACACAGAGUACAGAUAUUGUAACACAUUUUAGACUUUGAAUUUGACUAAGAGCCAAAUGAUUAAUAAUACAUGCAGUCUACUAUUGGCUGUAAAGAGUUUUAACAAGAAGCCAUAAAGUUUUGUAAUAUUUGCCUCCAUUACCACACAGCAAACCAGAACUGCCAGUUCUGCUUGCUCCUAUCUUCCUGCUAAAAAUAAAUAGAAAUUAACGGUGAGUGUGUCAUUUGAAUACAUGUUAGUAUUGGUGUGUGGAAAAGGCUGAAUGUUAGUAAAUGUAUGGUGUAAU